Messenger RNA from Theobroma umbraticum, 1627 nucleotides. The record is from RefSeq and is a predicted model, not a curated record. Lineage: Eukaryota; Viridiplantae; Streptophyta; Magnoliopsida; Malvales; Malvaceae.
UCUACAACUAAUCCUUUUGUAUUUUUUAAUCAACCCUUGAUUUGGAAUGUUGUAAAUGCAUUUCGACCUCAAACAACAUCAAACGACAAACUUUUCCAAGAUUCUGAAACUCUUCGACUCCAUUCUCCAUAGCCAGGACGUGGCUCUAACAUUCAUCUCUUAUCUUCGUUUUGUCCGAAACCAUUCUUACUUCUUGUCUUUCAACUUUUCUAUAUGUUCUUCCUGUCCAAUCCUCCAACUCCACAAAGGUUUUUCACUUGUCCAUUUGUCUUACCACUUUCCUUCAUUUAAGUUCUUUUUCCCAUCCAUGUCGAUUGCAAAUUCACUCGGAAAAGGGACAAGGAAAUGUGGCACAAUCCUCCUUGAUGCCAUCACUUUUUUUGUCUUUCUUUUCCUCGACCUUCUUGAUGCUAGUCUUUGUGUGGUAUACAAGUUUCUUGAUGAGUUCUUCCAAGGUAAAGCCUCUCCAUGUUAUUGUGUAAACAAGGGAGAGCAAAAUGGAGAUUGUGGUGAUGGAGAGAGGGGUUUGUCAGAGACUUUGUAUGGGAGGAAAAAUGUAUUCAGGGAAAUGGGGUUUCUUGGCUUUGCAAGAAAAUGGGAAUAUAGAAAAAAAAGAGAUGGUUUUGUUGGUGGAGGAAGGUUGGUGAAUAGGUGGUCUGAUUGUGGAUGUGAGUCUUGUGUUUCUUGGAUGAAGAAUGGUUGUCAGAAGCUUCAUGUUGUUGUGAAAGAGCUGCCACAAGGCAUUCGAAAGGAUUCCGAGGGAAACCCAUCGGAGAAGGUGAUAUUCAUACAUGGCAUUCUCAGUUCUUCCUCGUUUUGGACAAAAACGGUUUUCCCAAAGCUAUCCGAAUCAACGAACAGCAAGUACAGCUUGUUUGCGGUUGAUCUGCUGGGAUUUGGGAAAAGUCCAAAGCCAAGGGACUGUCUAUACACCAUGAAAGACCAUGUGGAAUGGAUUGAGAAAUCUGUAAUCUCUCCAUUUCAAUUCGAUUCUUUCCACGUGGUUGCUCACUCCAUGGGCUGUAUAAUUGCAUUAGCCUUAGCUGCAAAGCACUCCAAAUCUGUCAAAUCCAUUUCCCUUGUAGCCCCUCCUUACUUUCCUUCAAAGGAUGGAGUGGAAUUCACCGUGAUGAAUUGCGUUACAUCCAAAAAACUGUGGCCGCCACAAGCGUUUCUGUCAUCCAUCAUGGCUUGGUAUGAACACUUGGGUCGAUGUGUCUGUUUAUUAAUGUGCCGAAACCAUAGGACCUGGGAGAGACUUAUUAAGCGAUUCACUGGAUUAAGGAAUCUGGAUUUCAUGCUUUUAGACUUGACAAAGCACACCCAUCAUUCAGGCUGGCAUACCAUGCACAAUGUGCUGUUUAGGGGAGUAAAACUCAUGGACAAAAACCUGGAAACCUUGAUGCAAUCAAGAACAAAAGUCCAUGUAAUUCUUGGGAACAGGGACAAAUCUGUUCCACCAGAGUGUGGCAACGACAUUAAGAAGAAAUUCCCUGAUGUGGAGGUUAACAACAUUGCAAAUGCUGGCCACCGCUCUGUGAUCUUCACAAGAGAGAAAGAUUUUGCUCAGAAUUUGGUGCGGAUUUGGGAAAAUGCUGCAUCUGAUCAACAUAAUCAUCCAGUUUGA